GCGAGACUUUACAAACUCACGUUCCUCCCGUCAGCAAACAAUCAUGGCGGACUACCGAGAGGCGCCCUUGGCCACUCGGCCAAAAACACUGGAUCCAAAUGAAUAUUUCAACCUUUCUCCAGAGCAGAGACGUUUAGAAGAGUCUAGGAUGGCUCUGCGUGCCAACCUGAAGAGGCAGUAUCAGAUAGAGCUGAAUAACCCGCACAGAAAAGAGCUGAUCGAAGACCCUGCCCUGACACGGUGGGUGUAUGCACGAGCCAACCCUUACCCUAAUUUCAGAGUUACGAAGAAGACUUCUCUGCUUGGUGCCAUAUGUGGAGUGGUGCCUCUCUUUGUUAUGUACUACGUCUUCAAAACAGAUCGGGAUAAUAAGGAGGCGAAGAUCAAGGCUGGAACGCUCAAGCGCAAGUUCAGUUUGUUGUCAUGAGCACAUGUGUAAAAAGACCCUCUAGAGAUGCUCUCCUUGUGUGUAAUUAUCAUUAACCAAAUUAAAUCAUAUUGUCAAAGA
Nothobranchius furzeri (turquoise killifish) is the source of this 508-nucleotide messenger RNA. It is a transcript of the gene ndufb4, whose product is annotated as NADH:ubiquinone oxidoreductase subunit B4. The record is from RefSeq and is a predicted model, not a curated record. Gene Ontology annotation, cellular component: mitochondrion. NCBI's taxonomy places the organism in Eukaryota, Metazoa, Chordata, Actinopteri, Cyprinodontiformes, Nothobranchiidae.